UCCGAGCCUCGGGAAAGGAAGAUCGGCCGCCUUGGGACUGCAGGGGAGGGCAGAGCCGGUGGACGCCCGGGCGUGCUGCGGGCCGCGCGGCUGCUAGGCCCGGAGGGACACGGCUUGGACACUGUCAUCCCCACGCCCGGGCGCUGAAAGCCUCCUGGCGCAGUGGGGCUGCCGCCGCCGCCGCCGCCCCUCCGGCUUCCCGGGUGUCGGAUCCCGGGUCAGCCCCGGAGGCCUCGGUUUCCUCAUUUGUUUGGGUCUUUUGUGCCGUGGCUCACACAGUUGGCUAAGCACUCCGGCCGCUGAAUCGGGCCAUUGUCUGCGCUCCCAUUGCUUUCACGCUGUAAGUCUCGGCGCCCCCACCCCGCCCGCCCCCUCCCCGCCUCCUCCUGGCCGCGGAGCCUCCAAAACGUGCCUUUCGCCUCCCCCCCAGGAAUCUGGAAGCUAUAAGCCGAGCGGAUUGCAAAUGAAGUGUAAUGCAUUGUGGGACGUGUGUAAAAUCGGAGCCUUCGCCGUGGGGGUGUGGGGGGGCGUGGGGAGGGCCGGACCCGCUGCUGGCGGUGUAGACGCCGACGACGACGAGGAGGGGCUGGGAAAAUGUGCGCAGAGUCCGCCCGGGUCGUGCCCGCCGUAGACGGAUGAAGCAGCGCGCUGCGCCCCGGCGCUGAGGCCCCACGAUCGGGGGCAGCAGGUCGCCCUCCACACCAUGAAGAAGACCCGGAGCACAACCUUGCGGCGAGCCUGGCCUAGCUCGGAUUUCUCAGACCGGGCCUCGGACCGCAUGAGGUCCCGCAGCGAGAAGGACUACCGUCUGCACAAGCGCUUCCCCGCGGCCUUCGCGCCCCAGGCUUCGCGGGGCUACAUGACAUCAGGUGAUGUAUCACCAAUCAGUAUGUCUCCCAUCAGUCAGUCUCAGUUUAUUCCACUCGGGGAAAUCCUUUGCUUGGCCAUCUCAGCAAUGAACUCAGCGAGAAAACCUGUCACCCAAGAAGCACUGAUGGAACACCUGACCACGUGUUUCCCAGGUGUACCAACCCCAAGCCAAGAAAUUCUGCGGCAUACCCUGAACACACUGGUACGGGAGAGGAAAAUCUACCCAACUCCAGAUGGUUACUUCAUUGUGACCCCACAGACCUAUUUCAUAACCCCGUCCCUCAUAAGAACUAAUAGUAAAUGGUACCAUUUGGAUGAGAGGAUACCUGACCGGUCUCAGUGUACCUCUCCACAACCUGGAACCAUAACGCCCUCUGCCUCAGGCUGUGUCAGGGAAAGGACAUUGCCCAGAAACCACUGCGACUCUUGCCACUGCUGCCGGGAAGACAUGCAUAGCAUGCACGCCUCCACUCUGCAGAGGAAAGCCACCAAGGACUGCAAAGACCCCUACUGCCCGCCUUCGCUCUGCCAGGUGCCACCCACUGAAAAAAGCAAAAGUACUGUCAAUUUUUCCUACAAGACAGAAACUCUCUCCAAACCGAAAGAUAGUGAAAAGCAGUCCAAAAAAUUCGGGCUCAAGUUAUUCCGGCUAAGUUUUAAGAAAGAUAAGACUAAACAGUUGGCCAAUUUUUCCGCCCAAUUCCCUCCUGAAGAAUGGCCCCUGCGUGAUGAAGACACGCCAACCACUAUCCCUCGGGAAGUAGAGAUGGAAAUCAUUCGGCGGAUUAACCCGGACUUGACCGUGGAAAAUGUCAUGAGACACACUGCACUAAUGAAGAAACUUGAAGAAGAAAAAGCUCACAGGAGCAAAGCGGGAUCUUCGGCCCACCACAGUGGGAGGAGUAAAAAGAGUAGGACUCACCGAAAGUCUCAUGGGAAGUCUCGGUCCCAUAGUAAGACACGGGUGUCUAAAGGAGACCCUUCGGAUGGCUCCCAUCUGGAUAUCCCUGGAGAAAGAGAGUAUGACUUUUGUGAUCCCCUAACCAGGGCCCCAAGGGAGGGCUGCUUCAUCAUCGAACACAAAGGAGACAACUUCAUUAUGCACAGCAACACAAACGUGAUCGAAUCCCACUUCCCCAUGACACCAGAAUGGGAUGUAUCUGGUGAAUUGGCCAAAAGGAGAACUGAGAUGCCUUUUCCUGAACCUUCCAGGGGAAGCUCCCACUCAAAAGUGCACCGAAGCCACAGCCAUACCCAGGACCGAAGGUCCAGGAAUGAGAGAUCCAACAAAGCCAAGGAGAGGUCCAGAUCCAUGGAUAACUCCAAAGGUCCCCUGGGUGCUUCUUCUCUCGGGACGCCUGAUGACCUGGCUGAAGGGUGUAGCCAAGAUGACCAGACCCCCAGCCAAUCCUACAUCGACGACAGUACUUUAAGGCCUACCCAGACUAUUGGUCAUCAAAGGGCUCACAUCUCAUCUACGAGCUAUAAAGAAGUGUGCAUUCCAGAAAUAGUCAGUAGCAGCAAGGAACCUUCUAGCGCAUGUAGCCUUUUGGAGCCAGGCAAACCCCCUGAGAGUUUGCCUUCCUAUGGUGAACUCAACUCUUGUCCAACAAAAACAGCUACCGACGACUAUUUCCAGUGUAACACCUCCAGUGAGACGGUGCUCACGGCACCCUCGCCUUUGGGGAAGAAUCAGGAGGACCAUGACACACUAACCUUGACAGAAGGGGUGAAAAAGCUGUCUCCAUCUGAGAGGCAAGUCCCUCACUCCUCCAGGGAGCCUCCCGGGCACAACAAGGAAGAGUCACCCAAAGGGCCCGGUGGAGGCCCUGCUGCUUCAGGUGGAGUGGCUGAAGGAAUUGCCAACGGACGCCUCAUCCAACACCACAGCGCUGAGCCCAGCAGCCUAGACAAGAGGAAAGAGAUAUUCAGCAAGGACACCCUGUUCAAACCUCUUCACAGCACCUUGUCUGUAAACAGCUAUCACAAAUCCAGUCUGUCCCUCCUCAAAUCUCACCCCAAAACACCUGCUGACACACUGCCAGGCCGAUGCGACAAACUGGACCCUUCCCUUGGGACGUCGGCAGCACAAGCCAUGCCCACUUCCCAGCGCCAGCAGGAGUCUGGAGGGAACCAGGAAGCCUCUUUUGACUAUUACAAUGUCUCCGAUGAUGACGACUCUGAGGAAGGGGCCAACAAAAACCCAGAGGAGGAGAAAAAUAGAGAUGAUGUGGGCACUAUGCAGUGGCUCCUGGAGAGAGAAAAGGAGCGAGACUUGCAGAGGAAAUUUGAGAAGAACCUUACCCUCCUCACUCCAAAAGAAACAGACAGUAGCAGCAACCAGAGAGCCACCCAUUCCGCCAGGCUUGACAGCAUGGACAGCAGCAGCAUCACUGUAGACAGUGGAUUCAACUCCCCACGUACUCGGGAGAGCCUGGCUUCCAACACAUCAAGCAUCGUUGAAAGUAACCGCCGUCAGAAUCCUGCUCUGAGCCCAGCCCAUGGUGGAGCUGGCCCAGCCUUCAACUUCCGUGCAAGUACAGAUCCCCCAACCAAUGAAGCUGAGAAAUUACAGAAACCUUCCAACUGCUUGCAAGCUUCUGUUACUAGUGUGUGAUAGUCCUUCUGCCUCAGAUCAUCUGUCUCAUUCAAUACAGCAAAGUUUACGACACUGGGGCUGAUGUUUACAUCUUUGGAAAGACAAGCAUCUCCAGUGCAGUUUGGAGGUUUACUUCAACUGUGCUGCUAAGUAGGCUAGGGCAAAAAAAAAAAUCUUUAUUUCAGAGUAUUGCUCUUUUCACAUUUAUGGCUCUGUAGCAACCGAAUAGCAGUAGGGGUGAUAUGUAUACUUUUGCUUCACUAAUUGUAGCUGAGCACACAUAGGAAAGUCUAGACACUGUAAGUGGAAUAUGCAUUUUCAAUGUCAUGCAGUUGCCAGUUUCAUUUUUAAAUGCCACAGAUACGUGUUGCUACCAGUCUGUGGUUAAAUGGGGCCACAGAACUGAUCCUUACCACUUCAAAAAAAAAAAGAAAAGCCACUACAAAAUACCAAGUUCAAGGUGUUCACCUUGAGGGAAAUUAAUGCCAAACUGACCAGAGGGACACCCCCCCCACACACACACACACCAGCCCCUUUGUGUGCGAAAUCUUCUUUAUGCACUAGUCAUUCUUCACUGUGAGUUUCAUGACACUGUUUUUACAGGCGCCCAUGGAAGUGUGUCAGAAGGGGUCAUGAUGGAAAAACUGGGAGUGUUUGGGGGAUUUUGUUUUCCAGUAUAUCAGAUGCUUGUCUUGAUUUGUAACCUUCCAUAAUCACAAACAGGAAUAUAGGCCUUUGAAUCUGUUGUGGGAAAAGGGAGAAAAUUCCCAAUUUGGCCGGGCACAGUACUAAGUGAUGGAAGAGGUACUAUUGUCUGUUAAAAGCGAUCAGUCAAAUAUUGAAAGGAAGAUCAUUUCCUCCUUGUGAUACUUAUGAUGAUCCUAUCUUACUAUAAUAGAUACAAUAAUUAGUUUGUUUAAAAGCAAAAUGUUCUUUGUGAUACAAAUGAAGAGUAUGGCCUGAGGAUGUUAUUCUUUCUAAUGGAAGGACAUAAAUCUAUUUUAUGUAGUUUUAAAUAGAAUGCCUAAAUUAGGCUGAGGGAGAUAAUUUUUAGUGGUUAUAGGAAAGAGCAAAUUUAGGGAGAGUUGAACUUAAGGCCUUUUAUUCCUGGGAAGAUAUCUAUAGAGAAAACUUUUAAAGUACUUUUUGAUUACAAAUAUACAUGUGCCCAUGAAAUAACAGAAUGUGCUCAUUCUGCUAGUGUGGUAUACCCAUGAUUUGUACUCCCCUAAAAUUUACCAGAAUAACAAGUAUGCAUUCAUGAACUAUGCCAGAGUAAUGUUUACAGAUACUUUGUAACCAAUUUCAGGAGGUGUUUAAUGUAGUCAUUAGCCCAAGUUAUUUCAGAAUGGUUUGUUCGCAUCGUGCUUUGGUUUACAAUGUCAUGUUGAAUUGGAAGAAGGCUCAGCUGCAAAGGGAUUACAAAACAAUUAAGCGUCAGUCUUACAGGAAAGAGACAUUUCAAAGUUCCCUUUUUUUUCUCUCAGAAUAAUGGAAUACAUCUGUAGGUAAUGGGAAACUAUUUGCAAAAGAGUUACUUCAAUAGCUAGUAAAUGAUCUGACACAAACUUUUAUUUAGUUUAGUGGCAUGUGCUGUUUGGAGCCAUAUGCUAUAAAUUAUAUGUAUAGAUACAUAUAUAUCUAAAACUCUAAAAUAUUUUCACCUAAAAUUUGUGAGACACUUGGGUUUCCAUAUCAGGCCUAACUACUUGCAAUCUGUUUAAGUGAGGCAGUCAUAUAUAUAUGGAUAUAUACAUAUUUAUAUUCAUAUUCUUGAAACAUGAAUACCCCCUCAUGCUUUAUCAGCUAUUUGGAUACUACAUUGGUCCAACUAGACUCCUCAAAAUUGGAAAUUUUCUUUUGUGUGAUUAUUACAUUGAAACUUAAGCACAUAUUUUUAGUAAACUGUCACAUUAUUUAAAGAUUUAAAUCAAUUGUCUUUCAUUUGCAUGCCUUAUUUCCUCCAAGGUGUGCCUCAAUUGCCCAGAAAUGAAUUGCUUAGCUCAUUGCUUAAGUAUUUGAGAAGAAAUGACUAAUAGACUACAUACUCUGUUUCCUUGGGGAGCUAUAUACCGUACAGUUGCUAAAUUUUUUUCUGUCUAAAAUUCAUUUUUUCCCAAAAAAACCUGCUCUCAAGUUCUUAUCAUACUCAGUUCAUAAAUAAUAUAACCAUUAAAACAAUGCAUCAGCCUCUGGUUGACCCUCUGAAAGUCUCCAUGGAAACAAUCAAUGCUGUAUGAGCAGGAAAGGACAUCAUUACCUUUAAGAGAAGCUUUAAAAUAUGAAUUUAUCGAUGUUUCACAAAGAAAUAGGUUUACAGAAUAUAUUAUUCAAAUGAAAUGUGUAUGCUAAUUUGCUGGUGGAAUACAUGGCUUAAAAGAAAAAAAAGCAAAACUUCUGUAGACCAGCAGCAGCCAUUAGCAUAGAAAUGAUAGGCUUUAAAGAUGCUCUACCAUGUAAACACAUGUUCCAUGUAGAAAUGCUCUCAUCUGAAUCCAAUCUGGCUUCUUCAAUGGAAGAGCUGGUGGCAGGAGGCUACUCAUUCACAGAUGUGACAUGUGGAAAGAGAUGCACAUGUACAAGAGAGUUACAGCAAGAUAGGGAGACUCAGGACCCCCAGCCGUGGGGCCAUCUCCUCGCUUUGCCAGUUGUCUUCUCCUCCAGUGGAACCCUAACUUUGUAUUACACGACUGCUUGUCUAGUUUAAGAGUUUCUCCACUGUAAGGUUUACAAAAAUGAAUCGGGUUGAAUCUCUGUGAGGCAUUCAACUUUAAAGGGUCAACACAUCUGUCAGCAUUUUGCACACUUAUGUAUUAUUAUGAUACAGCAUAUUACUUUAUGGUAAUUUUUAUUUUUACAUAUAACUACCUCCAUGAAUUUGAUGAGAUGUCAGCAGUGUGUUCAGAAGAGCAACACUUCACACUCCAACAUUCGGCCAUGGCGUUCUGUGUGUGUGUGUGUGUGUGUGUGUGUGUGUGUGUGUGUGUGUGUGUG
This is a messenger RNA of Dipodomys spectabilis (banner-tailed kangaroo rat), 6463 nucleotides long. It is a transcript of the gene Stox2, whose product is annotated as storkhead box 2. Gene Ontology annotation, cellular component: nucleus; cytoplasm. Gene Ontology annotation, biological process: positive regulation of transcription by RNA polymerase II. NCBI's taxonomy places the organism in Eukaryota, Metazoa, Chordata, Mammalia, Rodentia, Heteromyidae. The coding region runs from base 704 to 3487 and encodes 927 amino acids. The record is from RefSeq and is a predicted model, not a curated record. Gene Ontology annotation, molecular function: DNA-binding transcription activator activity, RNA polymerase II-specific; RNA polymerase II transcription regulatory region sequence-specific DNA binding. The transcript is spliced from 4 exons.